Messenger RNA from Pyricularia oryzae 70-15, 1973 nucleotides. RefSeq lists its product as uncharacterized. The record is from RefSeq and is a predicted model, not a curated record. The transcript is spliced from 2 exons. NCBI's taxonomy places the organism in Eukaryota, Fungi, Ascomycota, Sordariomycetes, Magnaporthales, Pyriculariaceae. The coding region runs from base 263 to 1564 and encodes 433 amino acids.
CUUCAUGUGAGUUUAGCGUCAAUUUCAGGUCAAUGAUCUGUUUUUUUCGCAUCAACCAUUUGUAUUUUGAACCUCAUUGUUGUACUGUCUAUCAAUCAAGAGAUGGAACUGAAUUGUAUAAUCUUAUAAAACAACUUCCAAUUCUCACUUUCCUUUUAUCUGUCAGAUUCAUACACAAACUUCAAGUCAAGCAACACUGGAGACACGACCCAUGAAACAAGACUCAUUGUUGGCUGGCGUUACAUCAUCAUCAUUAACAUAAAUGGCUUUAGCAUCUAAGCCAGCGCCGCUGCUUAUCCGCAAGCAAGCGGGCAAACUACUGCGAUGCUCAUUUGCUCCGCAGCCCCGCGGAAUAUCUAGCAUAUGUACUAGUCGUCUACAUACCACAUCACCUCGUGCUGCUGUACGCACUCCACAACCUGCCGCCCCGACAAGGCGGCCACAUGUUGCAAGUUCACAAAGCGGUCCUCUUUGCCUGCAAUCUCGGUCUCGUCAUGCUCAAACUAGACCUAAGAAAAAGAGCGAAGGGCCCGAUACCCUCGAUAGGGACUUGAUGUUCACAAGCCAAGAUGUCCCCCUUAGCAAGGAAUGGGAUGAGAAGCGAGAGCGGCUCCUAAAGGAGGGGAUGGAGGCUGAUGCGGUCCGCCUCGAUACUGAAUCAUGCAUCAAAGAGGCCAUGAGAUUUGCGGAUGAAGUUGCAAAGGCUGGGAAUGAUUGGAGGCCUAUCCGGGCAAGAGACCUGAAAUUCUCAGCCAGCAGCCUCUACUACAUGGCGAUGCUUCUCCGAACAGCACCUAUGCAGUCACACAACGCUGGGUUCAUGGCCAAGCAGAUGUUCUUGUCCGCCGGCGAGAUGGGCUACGGUCCCGCCAUUAUCACCAACGCGAGCCUAGUUCUAAACGACGUCUCAAGGCGCCCCAAGCCGCAACUGCCGCCGAGGAACAAGGCUAUCGAUUUUUGGAGCAUCAUGGACCGCUUCACGAGGUACGCGCGGAGCGCCAAGCAGGACCCAAACAUUAUGACCUUGUCCGGCAUCCUGGCCAUGUACCAAGGCGACAAUGCAAAAGCAACCAAGCUCCUGCUGGCAGCGGAGCAGGCGGGAAGGACACAGGCGGCACGUCAAGGCGAUCGUCGACCCCCACCGAGGGCCGAGGCCGACUCGCCGGCGAAGCCGGGGGCGAUUCGCGUCCACUCGAGGAAGCGCCUGCCAAGAUGGGACCUCGAAGUUAGAACCCUGCUCGUGCUAGGCACGCUGCUUGAAAAUAGCGGCCAAAGAGAUGCCGCCAUCACAGCGUUCUCGACGGCCGCCAACGAGCUACAAGUCCCCGAGGCCCACUACCACCUGGCACUCCUCCUCUCCCCCGAUGACCCUGAGAGGGAGGAACACCUGUCCGUCGCUGCCCUGUCGGGGGUCGAGGGCGCAUUUGUCCCGUUGGCCGAGAUGGAGGGGAAAAAGGCUGUAGCUGCAAAGGCGGCUGGAUCUCGGGAAAAGUCCGCGCACCACAGGGCCAUGGCCCAGCAGUGGUUGGAUUUAGCCCUACAUGCUCUUGAUACCGGUAAAUGAACAGUGAGGAGGGAGAAGAAAAUUUUGGAAGAAGAAAGGCGGGAAUCCGACGGAUUCUUUUUUUUCCCUUUACUCCGUACUACAUACCGUCUAAGUCUUCCUUCACUCAGGAGGUGGAUAAAAAUGGCUUGAGGAAGUAAAGGGCGUGGAUCGUCACUGGGAGGAAUUCGGUGGGGGAAAAAAAAACGCCCCCUUAUCACGGGUUGUCUUGUUUGGGCGCUCAUGCUCGGUCGGCUCCGCCCUCCGAUGAGCUCGAAAAGGCGGCAAACCUACUUGUAAGCAUACUCCGUAUAGAGAAAGAAGUAAUCAAGCAAUGGGAGAGACCGAAAAAAGCCCCCUAUGGAGACGGAAUACAUGAUGUCUGUCGAUCCCCUGGCAUAUGCACCCCUUGGUCACACCCCCUUUUUCC